This is a messenger RNA of Armigeres subalbatus, 3171 nucleotides long. RefSeq names its product basic proline-rich protein-like. The transcript is spliced from 4 exons. The record is from RefSeq and is a predicted model, not a curated record. The coding region runs from base 1 to 3171 and encodes 1056 amino acids. Lineage: Eukaryota; Metazoa; Arthropoda; Insecta; Diptera; Culicidae.
AUGGCCCCACUGGGGCCCCAGCCUGGGCUCCAGCCCUGGCCCCAGCCUGGCCCAGCCUGUGGGCCCAGCUCCGCCCGCCUGUGCUCCAGCUCCUGCCCCAGCCUGGGCCCCAGCCCGAUCCCGCCCGGCCCAGCUCCAGCCUGGGCCCAGCCCCCUGGCCCCGUGCCCCAGCUCCGCCUGCCUCCGGCCCGACCCGCCCCUCAGCCGUCCCAGCCCGCCCAGCUCUGCCCCCAGCUCCGCCCCAGCCUGCUCACCACCGCUCAGCCCCGCUCAGCUCAGUGCCUGCCCAGCCUCAGCCUCCAGCCCUGCUCCAGCCUGCCCGCUCCUGCCCGGCCUCAGCUGCCCAACAGCCUGCUCAGCCCUGGGCUGCCUGGGCUCCGUGCCAGCUCAGCCUGCGCCCAGCCUGCUCCCAGCUCACCAGCUCAGCCCCAGCCCCCGGCCCCAGCCCACCCUGCCCAGCCCUGCUCAGCCUGCCUCAGCCCUCAGCCUGCUCAGCCAGCCCCCCAGCUCAGCCUGGCUCCAGCCCUGCCUCGCCUGCCUGCCCUGCUCAGCCUGCUCACCUGGCCAGCCUGCCUGGGCUCACGCCCGCCCAGCCUGCUCAAAGCCUGCCCCUUCAGCCCUGCCCCAGCUCCCAAAGCCAGUCUGCCCCAGCCCCAGCCUCCUGGCCUGCCAGCCCGCCCCAGCCCGCCCCAAAGUUCUGCCCCCAGCCCCAGCCCGCCCCAGCCCCAGCCCAGCCCUGGGCUCAGCCUGGGCCCCAGCCCGGCUCAGCUCCUGCCCAGCCCGGGCUCAGCCCCCCAGCCCGCCCAGCCCGCCUCAGCCUGCCUCAGCCUGGGCUCCAGCCCUGCUCAGCCUCACGGCCCGGGCUCCGCUCACCGCCUGGCUCAGCCCCAGCUCACAGCCUGCACCAGCUCAGCCGUCAGCUCCCAGCCUGGGCUCAGCCUGGCCCAGCCCCGGCUCAGCUCAGCUCAGCCUCAGUCGCCCAGCCUCCGCCUCAGCCCUGGCCCGCCCUGCUCAGUCAGCCUGCCUGCCCCCAGCCUGGCCCGCCUCAGCUGCCUGGGGCCUCAGCCUGCCUGCCUGGGCUCAGCCCGUCUCAGCCUGGGCUCAGCCUCCGUCGCCUGGGCUCGCCCAGCUCCCAGCUCAGCCUGGCCCAGCCUGCCUCAGCUCACGCCUGCCUGCCUCAGCCCAGCCCAGCCUGCCCCAGUCCCCAGCCUGGGCUCAGCCUGGGCCUCAGCCUGCUCAAAGCCUGCCUGCCCAGCGCCUGCUCAGCCUGCUCAGCCUGCCUCAGCCCUGGGUUCAGCCCUGGGCCCCAAAGCCCCAGCUCCCAGCCUGCCUGCCCAGCCCCCGUCUGCCCCAGCCCUGCCCCAGCCCCUGCCCAGCCCAUCUGCACUCCGCUCAGCCUGGGCUCCAGCCUGGGCUCCAGCCACAGCUCAGCUCCUGGGCCCCAGCCCCAAAGCUGCGCCCAGCCCAGCCUGUGCCCUGGGCUCAAGCCCUGCCCAGCUCAGCUGCCUGGGCUCCAGCCCGUCAGCCUGGGCCCAGCCUCCGGCUCACCAAAGCCUGCCCAGCCACUGGGCCUGCCCUCCAGCUCAAGCCCGGGCUCAGCCCGCCCAGCCUGCCUGCUCAGCCCUGGCCUCAGCCUGGGCUCAGCCUGGGCUCAGCCUGCCCCCGCCCAGUCACCAGCCUGCCGUCAGCCUGCUCAGCUCUGCCUGCCUGCUCCAAAGCCACCAGCUCCACUGCCCAGCCUGCCUGCUCUGGGCCUCAGCCUGCUCUCAGCCUCACCAAAGCCUGCUCAGUUCUCCCUGGUCCAGCCCUCAGCCCCACUGCCCCAGCCCAGCCCGGCCCAGUCUGUCCUGCAGCUCAGCCCCAGCCCCGGUCCCAGCCCGCCCAGUUCUGGCCCCAGUCCCGCCUGCCCCCUGCCUGUGCCCGGCCCCAGCCCAGUCCCUGCCCCAGCCUGCCGCUCCAGCCCCUGCCCUGCCCAGCCUGGCUCAGCCUGGCCCCAGCCCCCCAGCCCGCCCAGCCUGGCCAGCCCUGCCCUGGCUCAGCCAGCCCAGCCGUCCGCCUCAGCCCCCGCCCCAGCCUGGCCUCCGCCUCAGCCUCCAGCCUCACCCGCCCAGCCCCUGCCCAGCCCGUCGUGCUCCAGCCUGCCCGCCCUGCUCAGGUGCCUGGGCCUGCCUGCCCGCCCCAGCCUGCCUGCUCCGCCCAGCCACCGCCUCAGCCCCGGCCUGCCUGCCCAGCCUCACCAGCCCGGCCCAGCCUGCUCAGCCUGCCUGCCUGGGCUCAGCUCGCCUGGCUCCCAGCCCAGUCAGCCCUGCGCCUGCUCCCAGCCUGCCCAGCCCAGCUCCGCCUCAGCCUCCCGCUCCAGCCUGCUCAACAGCCUGGCCCCAGCCUGGCCUCAGUUUCCUGCCUCAGCCUCACCGCCUGCCUCAGCCUGCUCCCAGCCUGCUCAGCUCAGCCUGCCUGCCUGCCUGCCUCAGCCUGCUCAGCCCUGCUCAGCUCGCCCUGGCCUGCCGUCCAGCCCAGCCUGCUCAGCCUCCUGGGCCUCACCAGCCUGCCCGGCUCUGGCUCAGCCUCCGCCAGCCUGCCCAGCCCUGGGUCCCAGCCUCACCAGCCUCCGCUCCAGUCCUCCAGCCUGGGCUCAGCCCGUCAGCCCCAGCCAGCCCCAGCCCUGCCUCCAGCCUGCCUCAGGCCCCCAGCCUCCGGCCCAGCCCGGCCCAGCCUGCUCCCAGCCCCUGCUCAGCCCGUCAGGCCUGGCUGCUCACAAAGCCUGCUCGUCAGCUGCCCACCAGCCCCACAGCCUGCUCCCAGCCCCGCCUGCCCAGCUCCGCUCAGCCCUCAAAGCCCCCAGCUCCAGCCUCCGCCUGCCCCAGCCAGCUCAGCUCCUGCUCAGCUCACCAGCCUGGGCUCAGCUCCGUGCCCCAGCCCAGCCUGCCUCAGCCUGUCUGGGCUCAGCUCUGCUCAAAGCUCACCCUGCCUCAGCCUGUGCCUCCAGCUCUGCCUGGGCCUAGCCUCAGCCUGCCUCACCAGUCUGCCUGGGCUUUAAAGCUGUGCCUGCUCAGUCGGGCUCAGCUCACAAUGCCUGCUCAGCCUGCUCAGCCUGCUCAGCCUGUUGCCUGCUCGUCAGCCUGCUCAGUGCCUGUUGCUGCUGCCGUUUCAAAGCCUGCUCAGCCGGCCUAG